Suillus paluster is the source of this 681-nucleotide messenger RNA. RefSeq lists its product as uncharacterized. The coding region runs from base 100 to 441 and encodes 113 amino acids. Lineage: Eukaryota; Fungi; Basidiomycota; Agaricomycetes; Boletales; Suillaceae. The transcript has 2 exons. The record is from RefSeq and is a predicted model, not a curated record.
CCGCACCUGUUGUUGAAGUGGUGUUUUCGACUGGGUAGGCUUAAUUAUUCAUCACUAAUCCUUCAAUCGCCAAGCUUUGGCAAUUCCUUUGUCGUUAGCAUGGCUGCCCCUAUAUGUAGCGUCAAAUCUGGUAGGACGAGAACUGAGCUGGUAGCCUACAACAUUACGGUCUAUUACCAGGACGCUGCCACCUUUUUCAACAAUCCCCAGCUUAGUGCCGUUAGUCCAGAUAUCCUCAAGGCUUCAGAGCCCAACGACGAUAGCGUUUACGAGCUUCUUCGUACCACGGACCUCUCUAUGUCUCCUGCACUAGCAGAGGAAUCUGCUGUCAAUGGCUUUGCCGUACUUCUGUCACUUGCACUGGGCUACGCGGAGAGGAAGGGUUUUAAGGACAAUGAAGGACUCUUCUCGUCAUUUGUGCUGAAAAUAGUACGAAAAUAGGAAGACAAGCGAUACAUGGACAGUUCAGAUCUCAGAUGCCGAACCGCAGCUCAUUGCAGAUGGGCCCAUCGCUGCUUUCGCUACAAAUAAUCAGACUCGCCAACAAACCCUCGGUCAGCGUCCCCUUGAUUCCGGUCGUGGCCGGAAUCACUAUGAAGGGCACCGCACCAAUUUUUCCCCUUUCUUUUUACAAAGUUGAGGUUACAGCCGCACUCCUCACCACUGUUGCAGGAGGGUCGA